Messenger RNA from Brassica rapa (field mustard), 2746 nucleotides. RefSeq names its product receptor-like cytosolic serine/threonine-protein kinase RBK2. Gene Ontology annotation, biological process: protein phosphorylation. The record is from RefSeq and is a predicted model, not a curated record. NCBI's taxonomy places the organism in Eukaryota, Viridiplantae, Streptophyta, Magnoliopsida, Brassicales, Brassicaceae. Gene Ontology annotation, molecular function: ATP binding; protein kinase activity.
CGAAUAUGACUAAAGAGAAUUACAAGUUAAUUUCUAUACAAAACUAAGCAUAUACAAUAUAUUAUGUAUUUAGUUGUUAACUGAUUACUUAGCAAGGCCUUUUGUUGUUGUUUCAAGUGUGCAAGUUAGCAUUGUUUAUUAUUAGACUCAGUGAAACGGAUAUUCAAAUUUCUUGUAAUGUUUCUUGUGUCAUAAGCAAUAUGUGUGUAUCUACAAACCACACACAAGUUUGUACAACAGUUUCCACAAACCAAAAGCCACAAAACUUCAUCAGUAAAUGGUACAAAUUUCCAAAAUCAAAUAUAUUUCCGAAAUCUUUAGUUAAAUGUUGAGUGCUUCAAAUAUAUAUUAGAAAUCACUAAUUAAAAAGUAACAAACGCUCUUCAGAUAAGAGUAUAAUACUAAAACAUAAAAGUACAUUACAGACAAAAACAAUUAGUUGUGUGCAAAGCAAUAAUAGUAAUACAGGUUUUAAUGCAGGCUUUCUGCAUCAUGUACAUCAACACACGGAAAUGAUUCUAAUUAGGUAAUCACAAGAAAGUUGACAAAACGAAAAUAUAAAAAAACAAGUAAUGUAUUUAUUUUUUAAACAGAUUAGCCUAAUUAGCAGGAUGAAAUACUGCAAGAAUGUAAACUGCAAAUUAACGAUAUGAAUACUUAGACAGAUUUACUCAAUUCUGAUUUUAAAACAAUCUAUAAAUCCCUUGAAUCACUCAGAACUUUUAUCCUAAAAAGGAGAAACAAAAGCAUUGCUAUAUAUAGGAUUUAGUCGUACUAGAGUCUAAUUAUAAUAGAUUAACAAGAAAACUAAUAGAUAUAUUCACUGGUCAAUAAAGAAGCAAUUAAAUUAGUAAUCAAAUCUAAAACACAAAGCUAAAACCUUUUCUUUCGGGUGUCUCGAGACCAGCACCAAGUUCAAAACUUCCUUCUUAUUUCUUUUCCAUGAUUCUCUCUGUCUUUCAAGUUUUAGGUUUCUGAUAAAAUCUUAAAAGUUUCAUGGUUGUAGACAAAAUCAACGUAGCUUCUCCCUUAUGUUGUGUUCUUCCAAUGUACGACUCAAAACAUUCAAGUUAUGUCACUGAAGAAGAUUCCGACGACCUGAAUCACACUACAAAACACAAAAGAACUAAUGCUAUGCUUUCUGCUUCUGCUCACGAUCUGAGAUGUCUACAGGUUGAAAAAGAGAAGCAAGAUCCUGAAUCACCGAGAGGAGCUCUAGAAGCAUGCUUAAACCGAUGCUCCAUCUCUUCCUCAGAAGACCCUCCUCAAAAUAAAGAAGCUAUCGAAAACGCAGACGUAGACGUGCGUUGCAAGAAUCACAGAGCAUCUUCGAACUGGGGGAAGUUCUUCAAGCUUUGGAAACGCAGGUCCAUGAAACGUUUGUCUUCUUUCCCUCCGUUAAGCUGUGCCCCAGUGAUCUCCAAACGCAACAAAAACGCAGAUCCAGACGUCGAUGAUCUGAACCUUCACGAUAUCUAUGACUUCCAAUCAUCUCUUCACAGCUUCUCAAUCACUGACCUCGAAAUAGCAACUGACUAUUUCAACCCUGAAAACAUAAUCGGGAGAGGCGGUUACGCAGAGGUUUACCAAGGGAUUCUACCAGAGGGAAAGCUAAUCGCUGUGAAACGUCUCACCAAAGGCACACCAGACGAGCAAACAGCUGAGUUUCUGUCUGAACUCGGGAUUAUAGCUCAUGUUGAUCAUCCAAACACAGCCAAGUUCAUCGGUUGUUGCACUGAAGAUGGAAUGUAUCUUGUUUUUAGACUAUCUCCUCUUGGAAGCCUAGGCUCUCUACUCCAUGGACCUUCAAAAGAUAAGCUUACUUGGAGCAGACGUUACAAGGUGGCAUUAGGAACAGCAGAUGGACUAAUGUAUCUUCAUGAGGGUUGUCAAAGAAGGAUCAUCCACCGUGACAUCAAAGCCGACAACAUUCUCCUCACCGAGGAUUUUCAACCGCAGAUUUGCGAUUUCGGAUUAGCCAAAUGGCUUCCUAAGCAGUUGACGCACCACAACGUUUCCAAAUUUGAAGGAACAUUCGGGUACUUUGCUCCUGAAUAUUUUAUGCAUGGCAUUGUUGAUGAGAAGACGGAUGUUUUCUCCUUUGGAGUUCUUCUCUUGGAACUCAUAACCGGCCAUCCAGCUCUUGACGAGUCUCAGCAGAGCCUUGUCUUAUGGGCCAAACCGUUGUUAGAGAAGAAAGAGAUAAAACAAUUAGUGGAUCCAUCGCUUGGAGAUGAGUAUGAUCAGGAUGAGCUUAACCGGUUAACUUCCACAGCUUCUUUAUGCAUCGAGCAGUCUUCUCUUCUAAGACCCCGUAUGAACCAGGUGGUGGAAUUAUUAUUAGGUCAAGAAAGUUGCGUUGUGACACCAAGAGAAGACAAGAGAAAGAUGAUGCAACGAACGUAUUCUGAAGAGUUAUUUGAUAGUAUAGAAUAUAACUCAACUAGGCACUUGAGAGAUCUUGAUCGCAUUCGAGAGGUUGCUUUAGCUUCUUGAAAGUUGAACAAUGCCAUUAUGUAAAACUAUGUAUGUACUGCAUCUAAUGAUUCUAUUUAGCCAUUGUGGACCUGUUGUUAGGCCUGUGAUUGAAUGCAAGCAAAUGUUGAAACUUUCGGGUUUCAGAAGCUGCCUUGAACGUAUGGUUUACUCUACUUAUUUCGUUUCUCUUGUUUCCACAAGCUUUAGCUGUUCUAUAUCAUUGUACAGAGACUCCUCACACGUCCAAACAAAUUUCUUUUUUUCCUUA